AUGAAGAUUGUCCUCGUUCUUCUCCUCGCCGUCUUCACUUCUGGAUACGCCCUCGAACUCGUCAACGACGCUCCUCCCGGAUUCUUGGACCACGGAAUCCACUCCAUUGUGAAUGAUGAUCCCGAUAUGCCCGGAGAUAUCUCUCUGGAUGGAAACCCGCCAAUCGCAGUCACAUUCCACGAUGUGCCCGAAGCGACAACGAAGCAGAUAUUCCAUUGA
Messenger RNA from Caenorhabditis sp. 36 PRJEB53466, 219 nucleotides. Lineage: Eukaryota; Metazoa; Nematoda; Chromadorea; Rhabditida; Rhabditidae. The record is from the annotation of a GenBank genome assembly.